Odobenus rosmarus divergens (Pacific walrus) is the source of this 807-nucleotide messenger RNA. It is a transcript of the gene LRRC74B, whose product is annotated as leucine-rich repeat-containing protein LOC400891-like. The record is from RefSeq and is a predicted model, not a curated record. Gene Ontology annotation, molecular function: protein binding. Lineage: Eukaryota; Metazoa; Chordata; Mammalia; Carnivora; Odobenidae. The transcript is spliced from 7 exons. Bases 1 to 807 code for a protein of 268 amino acids.
AUGAGGGCUCCCUGCAAGAGGUCCGGGGAGAAGGACGAGCAGGAGGAAGGGGUGGCAGCGGCCGCUGGGCGUCUUGCAGGGGCCCCGGAGGCCGAGGAGUGUUCGGACGUUGAUUCAGACUCCGACCGGGAGAUGGAAGGUAUCCAUGGGCCUGGAGGACUGGUCAAGGACACCCUCUACCUGAGGUCUUGCCAGGCCCAUAGUGUUGUGCCUGCCUCCUGCUUUCUGCGCCAAGGGAGCACCCCAGAGCUGAACCUGAGGCACCAUGGCCUGGGGCCCCAGGGUGCCCGGGCUCUGGCUUCAGCAUUGACCUCCAAUCCCUAUGUCAAGCGGCUGGACCUUCGAGACAAUGGGCUCUGUGGGGCUGGCGUGGAGGCUCUGGCAGGUGCCCUGAGCAAAAGCAGCACUAUCUGUGAUGUGGACCUGUCGGAGAACCAGAUGGGAGUGGUGGGAGCGCAGGCGAUCUGUGCUGCCCUUACGGUGAACCUAACCAUGCAGAAGGUACAACUGGCAGGGAACGGCCUGGAGGAACAUGCAGCCCAGUACCUUGCUGAACUCCUGCUGGCCCACACGGGACUGAAAUCCCUGGACCUGAGCUAUAACCAGCUGACUGACCACGCAGAGUACCUGCCUUUGGGUCCCCAAGUGGGCGCAAACAUCUUCCUCAGAGUCCUGGACAUCUCAUACAAUGGCUUUGGAGAUCCUGGAGCAUCCGCAGUAGGUGAGGCACUUAAGACCAACAACGUGUUGGAGGAACUCAACACGAGGUGGAUCAUGGUGCUGGAAGAUUCACUCAUGUGGCCUUGA